Syngnathoides biaculeatus (alligator pipefish) is the source of this 2446-nucleotide messenger RNA. Its product is annotated as putative leucine-rich repeat-containing protein DDB_G0290503. Bases 294 to 2192 code for a protein of 632 amino acids. NCBI's taxonomy places the organism in Eukaryota, Metazoa, Chordata, Actinopteri, Syngnathiformes, Syngnathidae. The record is from RefSeq and is a predicted model, not a curated record. The transcript has 2 exons.
AUAUCCUCUGUUAGAUCAUAAAGGUGCAAAGGACCAUCCUGUGCAUGAUUGUUAAAUUGCAGAUGUGUGUUUGAUUAUCUUAAUGAUCCACUCUAACACGUGACAUCAAUCUGGUAACACUUAUUGAAGAGGAUGAAGCGGUCAUACAACAGCUCCAAUUUCCCAAAAGGCUGAGUUCAGGACAUAUGACGGCUAUCCAUAAAAAAGCAAGAAUCACAAAAGGACUCUUAUGGAACAUGAUGAGGAAAAAAAAUAAUCCACACUGAGUGAGUGAAAGACUCCUUGAUGGCAAGAUGGCUCAUCCGGAAUAUCAGGAUGUCAAGAUGGAAAUAGAGAAAAAAGACUUGAGGGCCCAAUUUAAGCAUAUUCACGAAAACAUCACACCAACCGAGGAGAAUUUACACAACAAAGAAUGGACUCAACAUAUUUCUCAGACUAUCACAGCGCAGACAGAAAAUGCAGAUCUGACAUCAGAACUCAACAGUCAGACCAAGACUGAAAAUGAAAACUUCAGCAAGCAAGUUGAAGUCCUAGAAGAAAACAAGGCCUCAUUUACACAACAAAAGAUGCUCCUCUGUGAAAAGCUGGCACGUCUUGAGUGCCGGAGUGUCAAAAUGGAGACUCAUUUGAGAAUGCAAAUAAAAUUUCUUCAAGAAAAUGAAGAUGCUCUGAUUAAACAAAAUGAGGCCCUCAAUAAUGAGGUGGUUGAGCUUGAAAGGUGGGGUGGAAUGAUAGAGAAGCAAAAUGAAAACCUUAAGGCCCAGGUUAAGGUUCUGAAAGAAAAUGAGAAUAUCAUAAAUGAGAUGCUUGAGACCGUAAUGGCAAAUUUGACCCAUGUUGAAACUCAAAGAAGAAAAGAUCAAGCUGACAUGUACUGUAUAAGAACUAAACUGCAGACAGUAAGGUGUCAAUUGCAAGGCCAAAAUGAACUAUUAAGCAGGGUAGAUCAUGGUGAAUUUCACCUGCAGCAGGCAUAUGCCGAAAAUGAACAUUUAAGCAACAAACUGCGUGAACUUGAGGACGAGUAUAACUAUUUGAAAAAACAGAAUAAUGCAAUUCGAGAAGAGCUUGCAGAACAUACAUCUGUCCGUGACCAACAGUCAGAACACACCGCCCAGCUCGAGGCCGCAGUAAAAGACCAACAAUAUGUCAUCUACAGUAAGGAUGUGUUGUUAGCAGAGCAAAAGAGGGAAAUAACUUGUCAAAAUGAAGCGAUAGAAGAGCUAAACUCUCUCGUUAGCAGUUUGAAACAAACAAUACACGAUCUUCGGAGCCAGUUGGAAGUCAACCAAAUGGAAAAAAAAUUCCUUGAGGAGACAGCACACAAGACGAAGAUUGUCAGUGGAAAUCAGUUGGAUUUAAAGACUGAGAGGGAGGACGUGAUGGUGGAAAUGAAAGCGCCUCUUCAGAACCAGCACUCCUUGUUUGAGCAGAAAAGGGUUUUAAAGGAUACCUUGACUCUCUCUGACUCCCCAAGUCUAAAAAUGGGAACAGAGAAUGAAGAACUGAGGACACAAAUGAAGGAACUUCAAGAAAACCAGGUCAGAAUGACUGGGAUGAACAGUGAUCUUCAGGAAAAUCUCUCUCAUCUUGAAUCUGGAAGUGCAAAAAUGGAGACAGAAAAUGAACAUUUAAAGGCACAAGCGGAAUGUCAUAAAGAAAAUGAGAACAUUUGUGAUGAGAAGACAGAGACCAUCCUUUCUGAUUUCUGCCAAUUUAAAUCUCAUAUUGAGAAGGAUGAUAUUGGAGUCCCUCAAUCGAAAAUGGACACAGAGACAUUUUUGUUUCACUUGCAAGAUCAGGGUGAUCUGAAGGAAGGCUUGGAUAAUGUGCAAACUGAAGUGGAAGCAGCAGAGCAGGAAAAUUCGGGGAACAGCAAUGAAAAGGAUAACAUUCUGAAAAUCAAUCAGCUAGUUAGUGCAGAACUAGGAGACCACAAAUCUGUUGAUCACCAGCCCGAAAAUAAUACACACAUGAAAACUGGAUUCCACAAGCAUAAGGUUCAAAUGGAAGAAUCUGGAAUUCUGUUGCUCUAUAUUAAAGAUGACUUGUUACCAAUGAAAAGCAAAGAAAUACAUCAUGGCGACAAAUAUGGCGAUGGCCCUCUAUUUAUCACUUUGGGACAAUCAAUUCGUAACUUUCAACGAAAGUUAAAACGCAUGGAAGAAAUAUUAACUGCAGAUGACCGUUAGCAGCAAGACCCCGUAGACAGCCUGGGGACAAGCAUUUCGCUCUGGUCAUCCUGGACCACAGAUUGCAAGGAUUUACCAAAAGAACUUGUGGAUGCUGCCAACUGUUUCCUGGUGUUUCGCGCCUAUUGAGACUGUUUUAAUCCUUUGUUCUAACAAUAAGCAAUGAUUCAUACAUGGCUAAACUUUCUUGAAACCCAUUUACUUUCUUCCAUUUAAAUAUGACAUCUUUUUUCCAAUAAAUAUCUGAAAAUGUA